AUGAGCCCCAAAGAUUUCAACGCCAAGCUCGAGAUAGGCGACAGCUAUACUAGUAGCCCCAAAAAAGUCCGGCCGAGCCUCUUAUCCAAUCCAGCCGCCGUCGUGAGGGAGAUCCUCGCAGACUGUGCAGCAGUACGCCAAAAGUACCACUUCUACCAGCUGCUUCCACUGCUGGAGGAUCUCGUGAAGAAGGGCGAGCCCCUCGACGACAAAAAAGGCACCACUGAGCAGCUGAUUGAAAUCCUCACUCUCUUGCCUGCCGAGUCGCAGCUGCGCACCGACCUCACGAAUACUCUCCUCGACACUCUUUGGGAUAACCUCCAGCACCCGCCUCUGAGCUAUCUUGGAGGCAAUGUGAGCUAUCAAACGGAUCAAGAGGUCGAGCAGGCUAAAGUAGGAAAAUCGAACACCAAGACUAGCUCCCUGGAUCCAGAGUCGGUCGAAUUCGUGUCUCCGGUGGAUGCCAACAUCAAGCUGGUUGAGACAGUGCCCACUCCUCCCAACGCGGUUCUCCAGUACCGAACCCCGGACGGCAGCUACAACAAUAUUCUGAGCCCAGAUCUCGGAAGGGCUGGAACCCCUUAUGCCAAGUCCGUGCGAACGGAGAAGAAAUUGGCCGGCGUGAAGCCCGAUGCCGGCCUUCUCUUCGACCUUCUUAUGGCUCGUGGGGACAAGCCCGGUGAUUUCAAGGAAAACAAAGCCGGCGUCUCUUCCAUGCUCUUUUACCACGCUUCAAUCAUCAUUCACGACAUCUUCCGCACGAAUCGGGCCGACACCAACAUUUCGGACACAUCGUCGUAUCUUGACCUCGCCCCUUUGUACGGUUCCAGCCUGAAGGAGCAGCUCUCAAUUCGUACAAUGAAAGAAGGAAAACUAAAGCCCGACACGUUUGUGGAGAAGCGCCUGCUCGGUCAGCCGCCAGGAGUCAAUGCUAUACUUGUGCUCUACAGCCGAUUUCACAACUACGUUGCUGAAGUUCUCCUGAAGAUCAACGAGGCAGACCGUUUCCAGCUUGCGGCCGGCCCGGACCAAGGCCCGGUCCAAUACGCUAAGGCCAUUGCCAAGCAGGACCAUGACCUUUUCAAUACCGCUAGACUGAUUGUAAACGGACUAUACAUCAAUAUCUGUCUCCACGACUACCUGCGUGCGAUUACCAACACGCAUGCCUCCGCCAGCAACUGGACCUUGGACCCUCGAGUGGAAAUCGACAAGCACUUUGACAGCCAAGGGACUCCGCGCGGGAUUGGCAAUCAAGUCAGCGCUGAGUUCAAUCUUCUGUAUCGGUUCCACUCAUGCAUUUCCAAGAGGGAUGAAGCUUGGACCAACAAGUUUUUUACAGAGCAGAUAUUUGUGGGCAAGAGCCUGGAGGAGAUCUAUAAGAUGUCGGAAGCCGACCUGAUGAAGGGAGUGCUGCAAUCUGCACAGCAGGUGCCAUCGGAGCCGGAAAAGCGAGAGUUCGGCGGCUAUAAGAGAGGAGCUGACGGGAAAUUCAAAGAUGAAGACCUCGUGAGCUGCCUAAAGGCAUCAAUGGAUGAUCCCGCGGGUAUCUUCGGCGCGCGUCAAGUCCCAAAAAUUUUGCGAGUGGUUGAGAUUUUGGGCAUCGUACAAGCGCGCAAAUGGCAAGUCGCCUCUCUGAACGAGUUCCGCGACUUCUUUGGCCUGAAGCGCCACCAGAAAUUCACGGAUAUUAACUCAAACAAGGAUAUAGCGAAUAUCUUGGAACGGCUAUACGCGCAUCCCGACAUGGUCGAGCUCUACCCCGGCCUUAUGAUCGAGGACGCCAAACCGGUUAGAAGCACCGGCUGCGGCAUCUGCCCUACCUACUCCGUGGGCAGGGCAAUCCUCUCGGACGCCAUCACCUUGGUUCGCUCCGACAGGUUCAACACAAUCGACUAUACCGUGAGUAACCUAACCGCAUGGGGCUACAAUGAAGUCCAGCAGGACUACGAGACGCUCGGCGGCUCCAUGUUUUAUAAGCUCAUUCAACGCGGCCUGCCCGGUUGGUUCCCGUACAACUCCCUUAACGUCAUGCAGCCCAUGUACACGAAGGAGGCUAAUAUGAGAAUUGCCAAAUCUCUCAAAACGAUCCAACUGUACACGACAAAAGACCCGGCACCUCCACGCCCUGUCGUAGUUCUGACAAAGCAUGAUGAUUGUAAGGCUGUUCUUGAGGAUCACAAAACGUUCGUCGUCCCAUGGUUGCCGGCGAUCAACGACCUCUUCCCUGGAGAAAGAGACUUCUCCUGGUAUAUGCUCAGCGGAGACGGGGCGCAGAACUUUGCGAACCGGCAGAUGUCCGAGAAGAUAUUUUAUGGGGCAAUGCCUAGCCUUUUGCCCACGGUAAAGCGGUUCGUCAACCAGUGGGGACGUGAUUGGAUCAGCAAAGAGGGCUUCAAGAUGGCCGAGGGUCUCUACGAGAUCGACAUCCUUCGCGAUGUUGUCAUCCCAUUGAACGCACGCCUCUUGGCUGACCUGUUUUACUUCGACUUGAGAACAGAUGACGAAAAUCCCCAGGGCUCGCUAUCACAUGCAGACCUCUACAAGCACCUUUUAAACAUUCGCGUCUGGGGGGCCAAUAACAACGAUCCAGCCCAGGCUUGGAAUCGCAGACGGUGGGCUCAGCAGUCGGCCAAGGUCAUCAUUGACACCACGCGACCGCUGGUGCAGGAGGUGGCAAACGGGAAGGACACUGGCGGCAUGUUUACGUUUCUGUCUUCAUUUGUAUGGCCCAAUGGAUCCCAUGGCUCGAAUAUAAAAGAGGGCUCGCUACGCUCGCUUGGUCGUAAGUUAGUGCAAGCAUACCUUGCAAAUGGUACGUCAGUGGAAAAAACGAUUGACAACCUCUGGCUCAACGGUUUUGGCGCUGUUGGCACCCUUGUUACCGCGUUCGCCGAGUGUAUGGAAUUCUUUCUCCAGCCCAAGAAUGUCCAUAUUUGGUCCGAGGUCCAAAGCAUGGCUGAGAGGGACGACGAUCAAGGAAUCCGUGAUUAUUUCCAGGAGGCUCAGCGUCUCACCACCCGGGGAAGAAACAUGCGCAUUGCUACCAAGUCGAAAAGGAUUGGCGAAAAGUCGAUCGCGCCUGGAAGCGCAGUAGUUUUGAUGCUCGGCGAGGCAGGGCGCGACGCCAGUCAUGUUUCUAACCCGCAUGAGUUUCGGUCCGAUCGCAGAAGCCAGAGCGCCACCAGCCGGCCGAUGCAGCCUUUCAGCGACGGCAUCCACCACUGCUUCGGCCGAGAAAUCGCCAUCACCUUCGUUUGCGAGAUGAUCAAGCUUGUGGCCGGUCUGAAGGACCUCCGGCCCGCGCCCGGCCUCUCUGGCCAGAUCAAGGCCAUCCAGCUGGGCACCGAGAAGUGCUUCCUUAACAACACUUGGUCUUACCUUACGUUUGACCCAACCAAAGCCACUCGCUUCAGUCUAGCGUUUCGUCAACGAGCUGGACUUUCAGAGGCGGAGAAAAGUCGAUGUACAGAGAUCCUGAAGAAGGCGGGAAAAUACAACAUCUUGCUCCCUCGGAACACUGCUAGGAGGACUCUGAAGGCCAUGUCGCCAAUCAUCUUCGAUUUGAAUUGUGAAACAAGAUACGGCGUCUUUCAGCAAUACCUUCACAGGAAUCUCUUAUGGUACGUGUCUGACAACAAAUUGGAGCGGAUAGAGUAUCGCGAGCCGGAAGUGUCAUCGUGGUCACGGAUGGCAUACACUGGAGGCGUCCAGUUCAUGAAAAUAACCUUUGACGGUGGCGUGUGGAUUGAAGACCUCCGAUUUGAUGAUGAGCGCUGUGGAGUAGAAUCAAUCAAAGUAUCAGAUUGGUAG
Endocarpon pusillum Z07020 is the source of this 3810-nucleotide messenger RNA. RefSeq lists its product as uncharacterized. The transcript is spliced from 4 exons. The coding region runs from base 1 to 3810 and encodes 1269 amino acids. NCBI's taxonomy places the organism in Eukaryota, Fungi, Ascomycota, Eurotiomycetes, Verrucariales, Verrucariaceae. Gene Ontology annotation, biological process: response to oxidative stress. Gene Ontology annotation, molecular function: heme binding; iron ion binding; monooxygenase activity. The record is from RefSeq and is a predicted model, not a curated record.